AGCGUUUAUUGACGGUGUGCAGUCCUUCAUGGCACCACGGGACAGGAAGCCCAGUGCCCCUGAGCAAAGUACAAAGUCUACACCACUGCUUCACCAGUAGUAACUGAUCAUUACGCUCAUGACAAUACCACAACACCACAUCACUGGCUCCCAGGAGACUACAAAACAGCUGCUGAAAGAGACUUUGCUGAGUAAUUUCAUUUGGACCAUCAGCCUUUGGAGAUCUGUGAGUUUGGACAGUUAGAACCAGAGCAUGUUUGUGACUGUGCUCCUGCUAUUGGUCACUAUAUGUGCCCAGGGAGGAAAUGGCGAGGAGAAAGCAGAGGCACAGAGACCUGGCCAUGUUUCAGUGGUAAUAGUGGGAGGCACAGGUGAUCUGGCAAAGAAGUACCUGUGGCAGGGCUUCUUCGACCUGUACACUAACCAGGUCAGUAGUGGAUACACCUUUUCCUUCUAUGCUGGAGGACUGUCACCUGCCGACGUGGCCACGCCUGUCCUGUUUGAGAUCCUGAAAGCAGUGUCCUGCUCAAAAGAUGUAUCAGCGGAGCGCUGUGCUCUGUUGAAAGAGCAGUACCUGCGGCUCUCACAGUAUCGGCAGCUGAAGUCCAUAGAGGACUACCAGGAACUGGCCAAACAUAUUAAACAAGAGCUCCAACAAGAGGGAAUAACAGAGGCAGGGAGGCUGUUCUACCUCUCAGUACCAGCCUUUGCAUAUGCAGAUAUUGCUGAUAAGAUAAAUAAUAGUUGCAGACCAACCAGUGGGGCGUGGCUGAGGGUGGUGCUAGAGAAGCCUUUUGGACAUGACUUCAGGAGUGCCCAGGUACUUGCAUCUCAACUUGGUAGCUCCUUGAAGGAUGAAGAAAUGUACAGAAUCGACCAUUACCUGGGGAAGCAGGUGGUUGCAAAGAUACUUCCAUUCAGAGUAGAGAACAAAAACUUUCUGGAUCCCAUUUGGAACAAGCACCACAUCGAGAGGGUGGAGAUUGUAAUGAAAGAGACCCUCGAUGUCAAAGGUCGUAUGCCCUUCUAUGACCAAUAUGGGGUGAUCAGAGAUGUGCUGCAGAACCACCUGACUGAGGUCAUGACCCUGCUGACCAUGAGGCUUCCAGUGAAUCUGAGCAGCAGUGAGGAAGUCCUUCAAAAUAAGCUGCAGAUUUUCAGUUCCCUGCUGCCUGUAGGAAAGAAUCAAGCCGUGAUCGGCCAGUACCAAGCGUACAAGACAGCAGUUCAGCAAGAGUUGAAUAAGACAAAAGAUCACGUCAGUCUCACACCAACAUUUGCAGCUGUGUUGGCACACAUCGAUGAGACCCAGUAUGAAGGUGUGCCAGUUCUUUUGAUCUCAGGGAAGAUGUUAGAUGAACGGGUGGGGUAUGCGCGUAUACUUUUCAAGAAUGACAUAUUUUGUCUUCAGAACCACAACAGCAUUCACUGCAAGCCCAAACAGAUAGUUUUCUUCUUUGGGCAUGGCAACCUUCAAUAUCCAGCAAUUCUUGUAAGUAAGAAUUUAUUCAAGCCAGUUUUAAUAGACGAUGAGUGGAAGGAAGUGACGGAGCAUAAAGAUGUCAAUGUUCUAGGUUUGCCUAUUUCAGACUAUUAUGUGCAAACUCCAAGAGAGCAGAAGGAAGCAUAUUCAGAACUUAUUUCUCACAUUUUCGCUGGACGUAAGAACAGUUUUAUCAGUGCUGAAAACCUGCUGGCUUCCUGGGGUUUUUGGACACCACUGCUGAGAAGCUUAGCCAGUUCUUUUCCCCGCAUCUACCCCGGGGGUGCUGACAAUGGAGACCUGCUGGAUGUCCGUAUAAAAGGGAAAGACAUUAGCUACAACAGUGAAGUGGUGAUAAUCAGCCCUGAUCAGAUGUCUGGAACGUCAGCAGACGGUUUCCAAGUAAUGCAAGGCAAAUUUCGUAGUGCUGACAUGGUGUCCGCCUGGGCUGAGGAGCUGGUGGAGAGGCUAGCUGCAGACAUAGAGGAAGCAGCAGAGGCAGCAGUGCGUGAAGGGGGUGUUUUCCAUCUUGCCCUCUCUGGUGGGUCCACUCCCCUCGCUUUGUUCCACAGGUUAGCCCUGCACCACUUCUCCUUCCCCUGGAGGGAUACGCAUGUGUGGAUGGUAGACGAACGAUGCGUGCCUCUGACUGAAAUGGAGUCCAACUUCCACAGCCUGCACAACCAUCUACUGCAACACGUGAGGAUACCCUAUUACAACAUCCACCCCAUGCCAGUGCAGCUCAACCAGCGUCUGUGUGUGGAGGAGGACGGAGGAGCACGGCUGUAUGAGCAAGAGGUCAGCAAGUUGGUAAAUGGCUCCAGCUUCCAUUUUGUACUGCUGGGAGUCGGCUAUGACAGCCACACUGCCUCUCUGUUCCCUGGCAAUAAAGUGGACAAACUUGGGGAAGGUCUGGUGGCGCUCACUGAGAGUCCUGUCAAGCCUCACCAGCGCAUGAGCCUCACUUUCAGUGCCAUUAACCGAGCUCGCACGGUCGCUGUUUUAGUGAUGGGCAAAGGCAAGCAUGAACUGAUCACCCAGCUGAGCCGAGUGAAGGACAACCCAGACAAGUGGCCCGUCACCGGGGUGAAGCCAGUUGAUGGCAGACUUGUGUGGUAUAUAGACUAUGAUGCACUUUUAGGAUAGGAAUCACAUUCCUAACUUUCAAUCAGACAAAUGUUUUUGAAGCUGCUUUAAAACUACACUUGGUAACUUUUAUGAGAAUAACUUCCUGAAACUGUCACUACAUCCACACAGUAUUACAUCAUAAAAAUCAUGAUCUUCCUUCUCUUCCUACCUCUUCUGAUGGCAUUUGCAAGAGCCUAUCACAGCUCACAAUCAUUGCUCCUUAACUUCUGUCAAACUGUCAAACUAGGACUGAUCAAAUAUGAAUCAUUGCCUAUUUCUCUCCUCAAACGUUUUCAGAAACAUAUUUUAGUGUACUGUUUAGCUGUAAAAUGAGAACGCUUGUGCCUUGGCUGCCAUGUUGGAAACGGUUGAGUGAAGCACCACCUACUGCCUGGACCAAGUGUCUCAUUUUACAGCUAAACAGUACACUAAAAUAUGUUUCUGAGAACAAUUGAGGAGAGAAAUGGGCAGUGCAGUAGGAGAAUCCUGAUGCAUAUUUGAUCAGUGCUGCCUAUUUUGACAGUCUCACCAAAGUUCACAAGCUGUGACUGACAUGAUUGACAGCUGCAUUAGAGACUCCUCAGCUCUGAUUGGUUGUUUUCCUUCACGUGUAUUAAUGCCAUUAGAAGUAAUUCAAGGGAGGCAGAUUAUCUGUCUUAUACUGCUGUUUGAAUAUAGUGACAAUUUCAGUAAAGUUGCUUAUUUAAGAAGUUACCAACAACAGCUUUAAUUAGACAGCUGGAUGGUGCAAAAGAAAGUAUGAGCCAACUCUUGAAGGACCUCUAGUUAUACAUAUUGUAGCUUGUUUAGCACAAAUUAUAUAUAUGAACACAGCAGGGUUUAAGACCGUUAUUUGUCCCUGAGGGGCAACUGGUUUUGCUGCAGCAGCAAUAAAUUAAAAAUAAAAGACUACAACACAGGGCUGUACACACAAGAUAAAACCGCAUAUACAUAACCACACAUAUAUUUUUUGAAAUCACAGCAUGUCAUCAGUUUUAUUGCAGAAAUGUUGAGUAUUUGCAAUUUAUAGUUAAAGCUGAAGUGUGGGACUUUUUCAUAUAAGAUAAAGCUCUCUGUGUUAUGCAGAAUAUUGGAGGUGUUUGGGGACUGUGGCAACUUUCUUGUGCUGGUGCGCCAAAGUAAUGCAUUUUAUGUCAACCACCCAGAAAGUGAAAAGGAAUUUUUAAUUAAAGUAACAGAAAAAGAUUUGAAGAGACAGUGUUACCUACUUGGCAAAUUGCCUGCCUAGAUUUAGCGACUUUUUAGACCCUCUUACUUUGUUUCUAAAAUGCCACUACUGACAAAUUUAGCGCCUCAUUCAGACCGUCAGAGUAGAAGAGAGAAAUGUAUUGUAUUGUAAUUCAUUCCCAUGCGUGCUGCUCAGAGUAAUCACAGUCCACGACCCCUCUGCCAUCAGCACAAGGUCUCUCCCUGUCCUUCCUCUUGCACCAUGCAGUAGGGGAGAGAUCGCAGGAGGAGAGGAGACGCCACUUGCAGCAGGAGUUCAGUUGUGAGUUUCAGUCUUCGUUCUCUGGAUUGGAAGUAUGAGAAAAUGGUGCUGAAAGCUCUCUUGCCUUUCAAAUAUUUUGUUGAAGUUUUAAUGCUUCCGUUAAUGUACAAUGACGUCACUAAUAUGCAAAGGAACAUAUGACGUCAUCUGGUGACUUUUAGCAACUUUUUGAGGUAGUGCUAGCUACUCCCAUUAGGAAAGAGUUGAUAACACUAUCAAAAUGGCGUUUCUAGGGGGUGGGGGAGAUGUAGAGAGCUCAUCUACAGACAUGACAUGAGCGCUUGUUGACAGCAUUUGUGUAAUUACUCUCAUUGCCACAGGGGGGGGAGACAAAAGUUCCUCACUCCAGCUUUAAUGGGUUAAAAACUAUGAUAAGGUCCUUUUAUACUGAAGCCUCGUUCAAAUCUUUUUUUCUGGGUGUGUUUGUGUGUGUGAAAUGCAUAUACAGACUUUUUAUAGUUUAUCUAAACCUAAUAAUGUGUGAGAUGAGUGAAAAUCUAGACAAAUGUGAAGUAUCUGUCUGCAGUUUACUAAGUGCAGGGUAUGUAGCACUGUGUGCAUAUCUUGUAUGAUCUCAGGUGUGAAUUUGCAGGUAUGCAGCUUACUGUAAUCUACACUUCUCGAUUGUAUGUUUUCUAUUGUUGAGUGGCAGUGACCCACUUAAAAUGUCUUCAGUGAGUUUAAAAAGACUGAAAUGUUACUGGUCCCAUUCAUUAUACAUUUUUUGUAUGUUAAUAAUGGCAAUACAAACGUGUGUUAUUGAAAUGUUUCAGAUAAUUCAAGAUAUUUGGUGCUUCAAAAAAAAAAAAAGCACAUUCCUGACACAUUCACAUUCCACUUAAAGAGUACUUCAUCCACAGACUGACAGUUUCUAUAUCAGUUACUCACCGUGUGUUACCUUUACCUUCGUGAAGAAAACUUUUGUUUUUCUCACAUGCAAUCAGGGUGAACAGAGAAUUGAAAAAAGGUGAACAUUCUUCAUAAUCUGAAGUAAAUGGUGGCCAUGUUCAACAACAGUAAAACCAUAUCAAAACGUAAUUUUACAAAUGCUCAAACACUUUGUGCCAUUAUUAACCUAGUGUCAUUUAUCCAUUCAUAUGCUUAAACACGUAUUUUAGCUAAAACAUUAUGUUUUGUUCUAGCUUUGCUGUUGUUAAAGAGCCCCGUCUUACUCCAAAGUCGUCAUAAUCCGGUGCUUGGGCAGUGACUUGCGGCGUCAGAAACCAACAAAAAAUGGUGUCCUUCAAGGCUGGCAUAAUACGCUACUGGUUGCCACUAUAGUUUAACGUUGCUUGGCAGCAUCAGGAGGAAACGGGGUGGGACAAGGACGAAAGUUAAGGCAGCAAUAGUCAGACUGGGGCAGGCGGGAGGGGUGGUAGAUGGGUCCAACAAACACUGACUUUCACCCCAGAGAACAGUGUUUGUGUCCCGUACGGAUUCUAAAGCCAAACUCCUUUUUCCUGAAGUGCGUUUGUUUUGAAAGAGACUGUAUGUAAGCGUAAAAUUUCCUGUGAAAACGGAAGUGUAUCUUGAAAGAAGACAAUGUAUGUAACAGGCAGAACUUGACACAGUGUCUCAGAACUACAACAGCCAACACACCCAGGGUACCUUGCACAUCAUAUGUGGACGUAGAAAGUCCAUGACCGAACAUCAAUGU
This is a messenger RNA of Epinephelus fuscoguttatus (brown-marbled grouper), 5778 nucleotides long. It is a transcript of the gene h6pd, whose product is annotated as hexose-6-phosphate dehydrogenase (glucose 1-dehydrogenase). Gene Ontology annotation, cellular component: endoplasmic reticulum. Gene Ontology annotation, molecular function: glucose-6-phosphate dehydrogenase activity; NADP binding; 6-phosphogluconolactonase activity. Gene Ontology annotation, biological process: pentose-phosphate shunt; pentose-phosphate shunt, oxidative branch; glucose metabolic process. NCBI's taxonomy places the organism in Eukaryota, Metazoa, Chordata, Actinopteri, Perciformes, Serranidae. The record is from RefSeq and is a predicted model, not a curated record. The transcript is spliced from 6 exons. The coding region runs from base 254 to 2629 and encodes 791 amino acids.